AUGGAGGUCAAGGGUACAAUGUACGAUUCAACCACGGAGGAUGUGCGCAAGUUUCAGCAAGGUCUCAACCGGCGACUCGAGCUCCUUCCGCCUCAGGAUCGAUCAAGGGCGCAGGCGCAAGUCUUCGACGACAACGACGUCAAACCACUUUUCCGGUCACACAUGCGUUUGCUCGAAGAAAGAAGAAGCAUCGGACCAAACGGCCAGCAGACCUUUCAUCGGUACAUCUCACAAGAUGCAGGAACGAACAAUCGCGCUUUUGGAGUCAAUCCAGACGCCGGCAAACCUCAAAGCGGCAACGAUGGAAGCAGCAACAUGCCUGGCGUCGACGACUCUCGCUCCUGCAUUGUCGGUCGUCGCUACAACGUCAGCGAGCUCCUCAAGCCCGGAAAGCCAAGCUCGAUGUUGAUCGGCUGCCUGCAAGGCUUGCCGCAGCUAGUGUCUUUCCUGAAUCGCGAAGUUUCCGUACAGCUGCUGAAUCAGAAGGAUGCACCGACGCUUGUAGAGACGCUACGACUGAACGCCAAGGCUGGCAAGACGCAGAUCUUUCAGCCAGCGUCCACGGACGAUCUCGCUCCCGGAAAUGUCGUCUUGAUCGGUCAGAGCGGGUUUGCAGUCAUCGACUACAUCCACAACGAAACGGCUGAUGGCAGCGACAUGGCGAUCUUGGCACUCCACUCUGCCUUUGAUCCUUUCUCACACCUGAUUUGCGCCGCAGUGCAAAAGGAUCAGAACAUAUUUUUGAUGUUCCUGGCAGCCGACGACGGUAUUUUGACCGAAACGUCGAUGCACUGCGCCUUUGAAUCGCUUCGAUACAAGGAGACGGAGCUGGCGAUGCGGGAUCCGCUUCUCAACAACAUGAAGAUGCUCCUGCGCAGCGCAGAUCAAUUUUUGGGGCGGAUCGACGUACAGGCCUUGCUGCGGGGGCAGCCGGAGGCACUCGACGUUCGAGCCUUCGAUGGGGAUGACACGGCUUUCGACUUGCUCCGUCUCAUGGCAGAUCCCGCCCAGGCCAUGACGGACAUGAAAGAGACACAAGACGUCCCUGGAGUCCUGGACUAUCCUGGCCUUUUGGGAGGCAGGUCAUAUGACGGCCUCGCCUUUCUUCCGUACUUGGAUUCGAUCCCGUUCAAGAUCAGGGUAGGGGUGCAAAAGCUUGCUCGGAGUGAGUUCAGAACCAGGUUCACAGAUGCCAAAGCCAGCGAUCUGCGCAAAGCAGUCGACAAUCUCGCAGGAAUCUGCAUUCCUAACAAGCAAGGAGAGUAUCAAGAGCUCGCCGAUGUAGCCUGUCGCGUCUCGGAGGAAAUCGACGGCCUGCUCCACAGGCUCGUUGAGAAGGCGCCAGACUACGAACAGCUGGUCAACGCAGUCCGAGCUGGAGCGUCCCAGCUUGCCGGCUUCAAGGAUGUGGACAAGGACAAAGCUGAGCGUCUCGUAAGUGCAUACUCGGUGCGGGAGUGUCUUGGCCCUUUCACAGCCGCGGGUGGCUUGCUCGACGCGUACGUCACCAUCAGCACCGCACGUCGACUCCUCGAGAGCGCCAGUCUUGAAUCGCUGCAGGCGCAGCUCAAAACGCUGAGCAGCGAUGCAUCGACGCAGGAUCAGACCUUGCAAGCGGUCAGGGCGAAGAUAGCAAAGACCGGCACCCAAGCCGCCGAGCUUACAGAGCUUCGAGGGCAAGAGAUCAAGCUGCAGCAGCUUUCAGAUGCCUCGGCGCUUCGCAUCGCCGAGUGCAAGGAGUGCAUCAGCGCGAAAUCGAGCGGGAAGAUCCAAGCGUGGUCUGACAAGCGAGUGGCCCAAGUGGUGUUGCAAGAGCAGCUGCUCAGAGCGAAGCCGUAA
Molecule: messenger RNA, 1839 nt
Organism: Moesziomyces aphidis
Lineage: Eukaryota; Fungi; Basidiomycota; Ustilaginomycetes; Ustilaginales; Ustilaginaceae
Source: the annotation of a GenBank genome assembly